AUGGUUGAUCACAUCUCAAAAUUCACAGAUAUUUUAGACGACGAAAUGGAAUGCUCGCAGCCUCUAUCGUUGCCGUCAUCAAAUAAUUCAGAUAUACAAGAAAUUUCGGGCCUAGUGCAAAAUCGACCACCCAAAAAUACCGGGCAAGAGGGUAAUUUUCGGAGCAUUGAAGAAAUAGAACUGAAAUAUAGACACGUAUUCGCUUAUCCGUAUUUUAAUUUGGUACAAUCAAAAGUUAUUGAGGAUGCAUUGUACACAGAUAAAUCUAUGGUAGUGUGUGCGCCGACUGGUUCUGGUAAGACAGUUAUAUUUGAAAUGGCUAUAGUACAUUUAUUAAUGGAACUCCAGGAUAAGAAUUACGCAGAUGAUUUUAAGAUUAUAUACAUGGCUCCAGUAAAAGCCUUAUGCACUGAAAGGUUAUCUGAAUGGUAUCCAAAAUUCAACAAACUAGGAUUAUUGUGUAUCGAAGUAACCGGUGACACAGAUGUUGAAUUCCCGCAGUUAAAACCCUACAGAAUAAUAAUAACGACACCAGAAAAGUGGGACAUGCUGACACGUAGGUGGAAAGACCACAGAUCUCUGGUCGAAGUCAUCAAGCUGUUCCUCAUUGAUGAAGUUCACAUAUUGAAUGAUGAAAUUCGCGGACCGGUCUUAGAAGCCGUCGUCAGUAGAAUGAAAACCAUUGAAGCAUCAGCUCAAUCAGCCCAUCGCAUAGAAAAACUCAAAGCGCAAUAUCAAGGAACAAAUUCAAUAAGUUCAGUAUCAGCGGCUAACAUAAGAUUCGUUGCAAUAUCAGCCACUGUUAGUAACCCUGAUGACGUGGCUACUUGGCUCGGAACUGCAGAUCGACAAGCUGUUUAUUACAAAUUCGGUGACGAGUGUCGACCCGUUAAAUUAAAACGUAUUGUAGAAGGGUAUCCAUGUGCAGACGGGACUAGCAUAUUUAAGUUCGAUAUCGUACUUAAUUAUAAGCUUUGGCCCAUCAUUCAGAAAUAUCACAAUGGGAAACCUACGUUGAUAUUCUGCAAUACAAGAAAAAGUGUAGUUUUAACUGCGGAGACUCUAGCUAAAGAAAUAACGGUUAGCUUCAACACAGAACAGAAGAUGAAAUUGACAUCACUGGCGUCUACUAUAAAGACUAAGAAAAUUCAGUCAUUGAUCCUGUGCGGUGUUGGUUGUCACCACGCUGGCUUGCUAUUUGAAGAGCGGAUGAACAUAGAACAUGCGUUCCGAAACAGAGACCUGCCUAUACUUAUUACUACAACUACCUUAGCAAUGGGCGUUAAUCUCCCGGCACAUCUCGUGAUUAUCAAAAAUACUCAGCAAUACGUCAACGGAGCAUAUCAGGAGUACAGCAUUAGCACCAUCUUGCAAAUGGUUGGUCGCGCGGGCAGACCGCAAUACGACACAGAGGCCACCGCAGUUAUUAUGACUAGAUUACAAGACAAGGCCAGGUAUCAAGCUUUAGUUGGUGGAAGCGAGCCUCUUCAAAGCUACUUGCACAAGCGUUUAGCUGAGAAUCUCAAUAGUGAGGCAGCGCUAGGUACUGUAGGCGACGUCGCUCAGUGUGUGCAAUGGCUCAACUCGACGUUCCUUAGCGUGCGGGCCGCGCGCGAUCCGAGGAGAUACCUGGGUCUUCCGCAAGCUGCGCCUGCGCACCAAAUUUCUAAGAAAAUCGAAGAGCUCUGUGUAAAGGCAAUGAACGGUUUGGCUAGUGCUGGGCUAAUAACGAUGGAUGAAGCAAGUUGCAUUGAAUCGACGGAAGCCGGUCGCCUCAUGUCUGUAUAUUAUUUAGAUUUAGGAACUAUGAAACUCAUUAUGAAGUUGGAAGGAACAGAAUCUCUGGAACGCCUCCUAUGGCUGGUGUGCGAAAGUCAAGAGCUCUCAGACAUGCAUCUCCGAGUUGACGAGCGGAGAUGUCUCAACGCGUUGAACAGGAAUAAUGCGGCGGCAACCAUACGAUUUCCCAUGAAGGGUAAAAUUAACAGCAGGCAGAUGAAGCUUAACUGCAUAAUCCAAGCUGUGCUCGGUUGCUUGCCUAUCCCGGAUCCUUCUCUCAACCAAGAAGCAACCAAGAUCAUGAGAAUUGCGGAUAGAGUAUGCAAAUGUCUAGUAUCUUACGUAACUCGUUCCAAUCUUAUUUCUCAAAAUCCAAAAUUCUUUGCGACAAUAUUAAAUUCACUGAUACUAGCUAAGUGUAUAUCGGUUCAUUUAUGGGAAAACUCGCCUUACGUCAGUCGACAAUUGAAGGGGAUAGGGCCGACUUUUAGUGCUUUGCUCGCGUCCGCCGGAAAAGUUACCUUCAUGUUACUAGAAGAAAGUCAUCCGAGAGAUUUAGAAAGGAUAAUGAAUAAGGGUCCACCAGCUGGUAAUAUUUUAAGAAAACAAAUAAACUUAUUACCAAAAUAUAAUCUUACUACAACACCAAUAAACGAAAACACGGUACAAAUACAACUGUCAUUGUUAAAUCACGCCUUAUUGGCUGAAAACAUCGAACACCUAACAGCUGGUGCUAGUCACAAGAGUUACAUUAUUGUGGGAGAUUCUGAUAACAAUCUGCUAUAUUUCACGUAUUUUAAGGAUUCAGAUCUAAUAAACAUUUACAACGGAUGCAUGACCUUUAAAAUAAACAGAAAACAUAAUAGCAAACAUAAAAUUUCUGUUCACUGCAUCAGUUCAAGUUUUGUGGGUAUGGAUGAACAAUGUCAAUUUUUGUUUAAGGAUUUAUACCAUAUUCCUGCUAACAAUGAAAGUAGUCAAUAUUCAGCGGCAAUUCCACUGACAAAUCCAAACAAGCAAGCCAUUCCUAAUAUCCAAAAAGAAAGGAAAAGAAAGUCUCCACACUAUAAUGAAAUAACACAAUCUAAAGAAAAGAAGAAACGUGAAAAUUAUUUACUAGAAAAAUUUAAAUCUCUUAAGAAGUCUUUAGGAAAGACGUCAAGUGAAAUUAAUGAAAAUGACCAUAAAAGUGCUCAAAUUUCAAACAACAUACUACAAAAUUUGACGAAAUCAGAAAACUAUGAUUUUUUGAAUUUUAGAACUUCUAAUGAAUCAAACGAUACAAAUCUAAUUUUAAGUAAUGAUAUUCAAAAUGCAUUUCAAAUAGAUUUUGAAUAUGACGACUCUGUAGACGACAAACAAGUAAACGAUAUUCUAAAUGUAAUUGAAAAUGAAAUGGAAACUGGAGAAAGCACAAUUAAUGCCACAAUCUCAUCUACAUCUACACAUGUAAGACGUCAUGACCAAAAAAGUAACCACAAUCCAAAUAAAAGUACUCCAACAAUGACAUUGAAUAUUUCUAAAGAAAAAAGCGAAAUUGAAAAAUUAGAAAAAAAAUUAGAUCUGAAUGAUGAAGAUGAAACACCAGAAACCGUCAAUGAAACUGGUUUUAAUAAUUCUGUAAAACAUCAAAUAGAACAAUAUUUAAUAGAAACAGCUAAUAAAAAGAGCGAAAAAGCAAACGUUAUAGAUAUACUAAGCCCUAUUAUUGAUGAUCAGGAACAUAAUAGAUUUAUAACGAAAAAUACGGAAGAGUAUAAAACCACCACAGAUUUUCUAAAUAAAGGGGAAACUGGUUCACAGAAUCAAUCGUUAUUGCAUGAAAAUGAUAACAAACUUAACACAAAUAUCAAUUCAAUAGCCGUCGAAGCCAACAAAAACUAUUCAAAUAUAUUACUUUCAAAAAAAGAAUUGAUUGGUAACGAGAACACAAACUAUAUUAAUGAAAAUAAAUCCAUUCAAUCCUAUAAAAAAGAAAAUAACACUUGUGAUAUUGAUACAGAAGGUUCUUUAUUAAGUAAUACACUAUUAAUGAAUUUGCCAAUAAUUAAAAACAAUUGUUCAAUUACAUCUAAUUAUUCAAAUGAAUUUCAAAUAAUAAAUCAACCCUUAUCGACAAUGUCAAAUACUAAUCCCAUCAAACAAUUUACAUUGUUAUCCAAGAACAAUUACUUGAUGCCUUCUAGUGCAGAUGACGACUCUUAUGAAAUAAAUAUUGAUGCUGACAAAAAUUCAAAAGAGAGAAAAAAUUCAGAGUAUACAAGAAAACAUAGCUUAAGUAAAGCGCAUUUUAUUGACACCACAAUUACAAAUAAAUUUAAUGAAAAGGUUCACUUAAUAGGAAAACUAGAAAUCAAUUUAGACGUAACUGAAAUAGUUUAUAGCAGUGACAGUAAUAGUAAUUUAAAUACGAAAGCUAUAGAAGAUUCAAAGUGUACUUCUAGUUUUGAUGUUAUUCAAAAUAAAGAUAUUCCUAAAAAUGACAAAAAGGAUGAUUUAAUAGUUGAUACUUGUGCACGAAACUACAACGAUCCUGAUAAUAAUCAUUGUGAUUUUCAAAACCAGAAAGAAGGGAUCAAAACAUCAGAAGAAAAUUUAUUAUUAAAAACCAGUAGUACUAACGUGAAAGAUAUAUUAAAAAAAUAUAAUAAUUUAGUGAAAAGACGACACAAAAACAACAUCGAAUCUGAGCAAGCAAUACCGAGUGAGAAUAUUAAAGAUAAUUUUUCAUGCGCUGAUAACGCAACUGUAAAACUAAAGAGGAAAUUUAGAAUCAGCGAUUUAGACAAAAUAAAUGUAGAUUUACCAAAAUAUUUAAUAGGAGAGAGUCAAACAAAUGUACCCUUUGAAACAGGAGGCAACAUGGAAAGUCAAAAUAUUGAUAUAAGAAAUAUAGAACAAGUUAAUCCCGAUAUAAUAAAUGGAAAUAUCCAAAGUAAUAUUAGUGAUACAGAAGACGGAAUCUUUGACAUAGGAGGUAAUAUGUCACCAAGAUAUAAAAUAGAAGAAGAAACAAAAUCUAAUUCGGAACUAGAUGUAGCCGAAGCCAUACUUAAUCCUAAAAUGCUCUUACAAUGUAUAAGCAAGGACGUUACUAAUGAUAUUAUACCUCCGCCACCCGAAUUCUGCGAUGACGAUACUUCCCAACCAACACCACCGUAUGUUCUACGUGAUAACUUAAAUAUGGAAUAUGACUUGAUUGAUUCGCAUGACAAUAAAUAUGAUGACCACAUUGAUAAUAUAUGUAGUGAAAACUAUGAAGCUGAUUUAACUCCAUCUAAAGAAAUUGAAACAUGGACGUUAACACAAAACGCCAAACCGAGUUAUAAAGCAAGGGAUCCUAACAUCGCAACCAUUAAUUCCAGUGAUAUAUUCACUCUUAACACCUAG
Molecule: messenger RNA, 5169 nt
Organism: Nymphalis io (European peacock)
Lineage: Eukaryota; Metazoa; Arthropoda; Insecta; Lepidoptera; Nymphalidae
Product: probable ATP-dependent DNA helicase HFM1
Exons: 23
Coding region: 1-5169 (1722 amino acids)
Molecular function (GO): nucleic acid binding; ATP binding
Source: RefSeq, a predicted model, not a curated record